AGGAGGCGCAGGACGCGGCUGCUCUCUCUCUCAUCCCGUAUAAACUCUUGUGGGGAGUUUCGAUGCAUAUUGUGAAUCGUUUCGUUGCGUGGUGUUUGUGGGCCACCGAGGGCGAUGGUUUUACGGGCCGUAAAAGCGUGCAACGUCUCAAGGCUUCGGCGGGGGCUGACGGGGGGCCUGCAAGUUCUGGGGAGGAAGUGUCGGGGACAGAGUACAUUUUCUGGAGCUCCACGACAUGAGAAGAACUUGAAAGAGCGAAAAGAGGCGGGCAUCACAGAGAAGAUCACCGCGGUGCAGGAGUUGGCGCAGUCGCCUGCAGCACGGAGGAGGAUGCUGAUGAAGGGUGACCACCUACCCUUCUCUGCUUUCUUGACAGACACGUUUGGAAGGAGACACAGCUACUUGCGAAUUUCCUUGACGGAGAAGUGCAACCUGCGAUGUCAGUAUUGUAUGCCAGAAGAAGGAGUGAAGCUGACCCCCCGAUCACAACUCCUGACCUCGGCAGAGAUCAUAUCGCUGGCACAGCUCUUUGUCAAAGAGGGUGUUGAGAAAAUCCGACUGACUGGGGGUGAGCCGCUCAUUCGGCCCGAUGUGGUGGAUAUCAUUGCAGAGCUCAGAAAACUUGAGGGGCUGAAGACGAUUGCUGUGACCACCAAUGGUACAAACCUCACACGCCUCCUGCCGAGCUUGAAAGCAGCGGGUCUGGACAUGCUCAACGUCAGUCUGGACUCUCUGGUCCCUGCCAAGUUUGAGCUGAUCGUCCGUAGGAAAGGCUUCCACAAAGUGAUGGAGGGCAUCCACAAAGCUAUUGAGCUGGGCUACAGUCCACUGAAGGUGAACUGUGUGGUGAUGAGAGGCCUGAAUGAAGAUGAGCUGCUGGAUUUCGUGUCUCUCACAGAGAGGAAGCCUCUUGAAGUGCGCUUUAUCGAGUACAUGCCAUUUGAUGGCAAUAAAUGGAACUUCAAAAAGAUGGUGAGCUACCAGGAGAUGCUGGAUCGGAUCCGGCAGCAGUGGCCUGAUCUGAAGCCACUUCCUGCUGAGGGCACUGAGACGUCAAAGAAGUUCCAGGUGCCAGGCUUUCAAGGUCAGGUGGGAUUCAUCACUUCCAUGUCUGAUCACUUUUGUGGCUCCUGUAACCGGCUGCGAAUCACCGCUGAUGGCAAUUUAAAGGUUUGCCUGUUUGGAAACUCGGAGGUCAGUCUCAGAGACUGCUUGAGGGCUGGGGCCUCCGACGAGGAGCUCCUGCAGAUCAUAGGGGCUGCGGUGGGCCGCAAAAAGAAACAGCAUGCAGGCAUGUUCAACAUCUCUCAGAUGAAGAAUCGUCCGAUGAUCCUGAUCGGUGCUGACCGUUUGAGGUGCCCGUCUCUGCCCAGAUAUUCUCCCUCCAAGCCUUGGCACAGUCACCCAGCAAUGCAGGUGCCUAAUGUGCUUAAUUCUGUGCCUCACAGUUGUCUUCUGUGCCACGUUUCUCCAGUAGCAAGGACUUCUAGGAGAUGGCAACAUGCUGGCAUAUUGUAUGCUGCGACUCGACAACAUCUCCAGCACCUUCGUCCCAGUUGCAGCAGCACCUUUCAACGGGCACGUCACACCGAGUCCGACUUGAGUUAUCACAUAGACUCUUGUGGAUGCCAAGCAUCAAGUGCGAAGCUCUGGAUGAGACGCACAUUCUUAUCAGUAGUCAAUGGGAAAAAUGCCUUCCAAAUGCUUUUAAUGAGGUGGUAUAAAUUUGUAUGCCAGGCUGGCCACAGUGCCCAUGCAGCAGCUUAUACAGUUCUGGCUAGGGCACAGGGAAUGUGCCUGAAGUGUACAUGUACUGGGCAGACAAAUGUACCUGAAACCCCCUCUUCUGUCCCGAGUUAUUCCAGUGCAGGUGGGCAUGAAUUGGGCACAACUGCCUUCAGAUUUGACCCUUCAGCCACAUAUAGUCAGCUCACUCACACAGACGCCGAAGGCCGGGCCUCCAUGGUGGAUGUUGGGAGUAAACCAGUUACCCAGCGGACAGCAGUGGCCCAUGCCAGGGUGAAGCUGGGUGAGCGAGCCUUCCGCUUGGUACAGGACAACCAACUGGCUAAGGGGGAUGCCCUUGCAGUGGCCCAAAUAGCAGGGAUACUGGCAGCUAAGAAAACCAGCUCACUGAUCCCACUGUGCCACCCUCUGCCACUUGACAAGGUGCAUGUAUCUCUGACUCUGGAGGACUCUGCCCACUCAGCUGUGAUAACCGCAACAUGCCACACCAGCGCUCGCACCGGAGUCGAAAUGGAGGCUCUGACGGCUGCCGCCGUGGCGGCCCUUACCCUGUAUGACAUGUGCAAAGCAGUCAGCCAUGAUAUUGUCAUCGAGGAAGUGAAACUGAUGAGUAAGACAGGCGGGCAGAGGGGCGACUUUCACAGGUACCCUCCCGCCCCUGAGCCCACACUAAAGUAAUACAGUGGGCACAGUGCUGGCUUUGAUACCUGCUUCACUAAUGGACCCGGGGAGGAAGAAGAUGACAAUGGCGUCUUUGCCACCUCCUGACUGGCUCUGCUUAACUUUUGCUGUGUACCCACUGCAUUUAAAUUAUUUGUAGCUACUUUUGCCUCAACCUCCUUAUUUGUAUAUAGUGCCAUGAAUUUAAUGAGGCUGAGGGAUCCCACGGGCACGAUCAGGGUGCAUCAAAGCUUUGGGUAUAUUGAGGAGAAAAGAUGGGGACUGCUUACAAAUGGGCAUUGGUGCCAAUAAUCCGAGAGACAAACGAGCAAUUGGUGACUUUCCAAGUGUGGCAUUGCCCAAGCCACAGCUUUUCAGACUGGGUGUCACAGCCAAUGCCAGCCUGUCUGUAUAGGUGAAGCAGGCGAUUGCUUAGAUGAGUGGUGGGCAAAUCACGGCCCGCAGGUCACCCAUAGACAUGUCACAUUCUGGGCCUCGUCGGGUGAUCUGCACAGGAUGAAGAGGCCAUCGGCAGGUGAUGCCACACGCACAGCUCUUACCCGGCGAAUGGGGACAGGCUGUCACAUAGAGGGGCACGUGCUCGCUUGCCUUUGUUUGCAGUGGCACCCCCAAAGAGUGAGCUGUGCACUGAUGAGCAGAACAGUAAGCUUUGUGAAGCCGACGCUAAAACUCAUCUGCCGGGCGAUUUUGAAAUUGCAGAACUCACUGGAGGGUCCCUGGGGUUUAAAGUUUUUUGAUUGACAGUUAAAAACGCUAAAGCCUCUCACCUGUGACCCUGCCACACCCCGUUUAUGCAUGAAGUCCCGCCCACUCCACUGUUACCUAGCAACUGCCCUUUCCCCGAGUCCCGUCGAUGGGGUCUGCGGCGGUGCCCACUUCAAGUGACGGGGAGCUGCCAGUCUCGUUUCUGUCUGUGAUGCUUUAGGCUUGAGAUUGUCAUCGUAACUGGUAAAGUGGGCAUCCAACUACCAGCACACGUCAAGCUGUCUGUGUGUGGCAGGACAUGAGCAGACCCCGCUUGGGGGGGCACCUCCCCAAGUUAAUUUUUAUUAUUCUCAGACGUUGCCCCAAAUCAGGUCAGGACUCGUAUUUAUCCAGCGGCUCAAGGUAGGAAAACCGUCCUGAAUGGCUCGGGAAUCUCCGGCUGGUACAGAUUUGGUGCCACUCAGUUUCUGUUGUUCCUUCUUCCUCCCUUUGGAUUUACGAGAAGUCGCUAGGAGCUGCCAGCAGAUGGCGUUCAGGCAGAGAUUGGCACUCGCAUCUCGUGAAGGUCUGAGUGGUUUGGGAAUGAUGAAUUUGUAAAGACGUGCCAUCAUGACAGGUGGGCUCCUAUUAGUAAGGACUGUGUGUGUGUGUGUGUGUGUGUGUGUGUGUUUUAUCAUUCAAGUGAGAUCUUUAUUUAAAAACGAAAUGGCAGAGACGCCUGUGCAGUUAAACGCACAUAAACACCUCGAGACUGAGCCACACGGCUGGUGUCGAUGCCGGGAGGUUUGUGUGCUUUUUUAUUUUGUGCCAGCCGACCCCGAGCCGUACUCCUUACUAGUUGUCUCAGAUAAGUGAAAUCAAACCCGGAUAUACAGUAUUGUAGAUUCCAUCCAUCCAUUAUCCAACCUGCUGAAUCCGAACUCAGGGUCACGGGGGUCUGCUGGAGCCAAUCCCAGCCAACACAGGGCACAAGGCAGGAACCAAUCCCGGGCAGGGCGCCAGCCCACCGCAGUAUUGUAGAUUGAAAAGACAAAUAUUCAAUAAUAUAGAUAGGUGUGCGCAAAACACCAGUGACGGAUUACUAGACAAGAUCACGAAUAUACAGAGACUCCCAGUAACCCUCUGUGGCUCCUGAACAAAAGCACGUCACGCCGAUCAGGUAAUUGAAAUGCGGCGUGUUAAUACUGGCUGCGGUGUGUUGUGACAGAACGACCUCACCGUGACGAGUGCUGGCAAUGGCUGGGAUGAAUCCGAACCCCGGGUUUUCUCGCCUCUGGCUGUCGUGAUGACGCCAUGAGCAGCAGUGACGAGUUUGUCAUUUGUCCCCUUUCUUCGUUCGCCUUCGCGCCUCUUUUUUAAAUGUAAAAUGUCCCGAUGUAUCUGGUGCGUCAACAGGUGGUUUCCGUCCUGGUGCUGCGGUCUCUCUGCUCUUACGGGGACAACAUUUACUGACGCACACAUAACGGACAGCAACGGGACGAUGAAACCAAAUACCGUUAUUACUGCAUGUAGCCCCGCUGCAUGUCUGCUCAUCACUAAUAACGCUGGACCCCCACAGCGGCUCAUGUUCAGAGGGGCUUCUCAUGAUCUCCUUUGUUCUUUUUCAUUGUCCUGUUCAGUCAGUCAGUCGUCAUCCUAACUACAGGGUCACAGGGGUCUGCUGGAGCCAAUGCCAGCCAACACGGGGCACAAGGCAGGAACAAACCCCGGGCAGGGCGCCAGCCCACCACAGAUCCUCCUGUUCUUUGAUUAUUUAUUUUAAGGUAGCUGCAUUUGCUGAGGGUCUCCAAACAGUUCAAAACGCAGCCACCUGAAAGGCUUUGGCCCGCAGCAGGACUCGUCUUCAUGAAGGACUCCACAGUCCAAGUGUCUUCAUGUUAAGCGUUUAGUGAAAUUCAAAGUCCACUCUUCACGCACACAGUGACGUUCUGUUGAAGGCUCAAAUGUCUUUUUGUUCCAUUCCUUGGACUUUCUGUAUGUUCUCAUGUUCUCCAGGACCAGACGCACGUAGCAUGAUGCCAGUGGCCUGAGAUCUUCGUCUUCAUGUCUCACAGCGCGCGUCCCUCUCUGGUCCUCCAACCACAAACCAGAGGUUCUUGUGUUAUUACACAGCGGAGCGUUGUGGUCGUUCUGUGAACUUGUUGGCGUUUUGAGGGUUAAACCGACUGUUCCUUAAUCUCCGUGAAGCUCCAUUUGGUUCAAAUGAAAUGCCAGCUUAGCGUCGCCAUGCGCUGAGAAGGUUGGGCUCCUCCACGUCGCUGUGUGUUUUCGGUUUCCCUUCUCUUUUAUGUUUCUUGUAUCUUGUGGGUCGGCCCAGUAAGAGGUGGAGCCACAUGUCCGUCACUGUGAAGGAACCUCCCCCCACAGCCCUAGACAGGCAUGCUGGGAGUUGAAGUCCAGGGCGGCUCAUGUCGAAUGCUCUCUGGUGGAUUUUGAGUUUCUUCCUUGUGAUAUUCUUUAGAUUUUUUUUUUCUUCUCGACUUCUUGGACUCUUCUUUUGGAUUUCAGUUUGGAACAAGUUUGCCUUCCAGAGGCGUCCCGUCUCGAUUCUGUUCUGCUCUUUUGUACAUUUUUGUACUUUUCAAUAAACCCUCCCUGCUCAACAUUUCUUGUCGCCUUGCUGUGUUCAGGCCAGGGGUUGUUGGUU
Molecule: messenger RNA, 5779 nt
Organism: Erpetoichthys calabaricus (reedfish)
Lineage: Eukaryota; Metazoa; Chordata; Cladistia; Polypteriformes; Polypteridae
Gene: mocs1
Product: molybdenum cofactor synthesis 1
Exons: 11
Coding region: 115-2424 (769 amino acids)
Biological process (GO): Mo-molybdopterin cofactor biosynthetic process
Molecular function (GO): cyclic pyranopterin monophosphate synthase activity; metal ion binding; GTP 3',8'-cyclase activity
Source: RefSeq, a predicted model, not a curated record